Cryphonectria parasitica EP155 is the source of this 2091-nucleotide messenger RNA. RefSeq lists its product as uncharacterized. Gene Ontology annotation, biological process: cytoskeleton-dependent cytokinesis. The coding region runs from base 1 to 2091 and encodes 696 amino acids. Gene Ontology annotation, cellular component: cell division site; septin ring; septin complex. NCBI's taxonomy places the organism in Eukaryota, Fungi, Ascomycota, Sordariomycetes, Diaporthales, Cryphonectriaceae. The transcript is spliced from 4 exons. Gene Ontology annotation, molecular function: GTP binding; molecular adaptor activity; GTPase activity. The record is from RefSeq and is a predicted model, not a curated record.
AUGCGACCUAUAUUCGGCGACACGCCGUCGCAGCGUCCCCGUCCCAGCGAUAAUGGGUGCCCAACCGCCUUCUUCAUCGGCGACGAGGACGCCGUCGAUGCCGCUCUAGAACAGUCUCUGUCGAGCUUCGUCACUCCUCGUGAUCCACGGAAGAAGCAGCAGCAGGGCGUGAAUAGUCCUACAGAAUCAGGUCCGAGCAGUCCAUCCAAGCAGCACACCGCUACACAGGAUCGUGAUGCCAAUGUUUCCGCUACGUCCUCCCUUCCCGACAGCGAUGACCAUCCCGAGGACGCUUCUCUCUCCCCCGAUCGGCCAGUCCCUCUGCAGCAACCUGCCCUUGCCUCAGCGAGCACCGAGACCUCGAGACCCAUUACGCCCCUGAUGCUGUCAUUGUCCGGGGCUGCCUCGGCCAUAAGCGGGGCUUCCUCGCGAAGGAACUCCAUUGCGGCGUCCCUCUCCGAAGAAGUAGCCAGUCAGGCUCUGAGCAUGAGUGCCGAGCUACAGCCUGAAUUGUCGUCGUCGUCCAUGAUGGACAGCAGUAGUGCUUCUCAGCUUGUCAUGCCCUCCAUCAAAAUGCCUUCUCGACGGCCGUUCACAGACGAGGGCAAGCGCAUUGGGAGGCUCAAGAUCCUCAUUGCUGGUGACUCUGGAACCGGCAAGACGGCUCUCAUCAAGGCUAUAGUCCAGACCUCGGACGCGAUCGUCCACGUCGAUCCAAUCACUCCGCAGCCAGCCAUCCUUGGCCACAGAUCGAGUUCCAGCCCUCGACCUAAAGGGAGAUCCAGGUCAACCAAGACUAGCAAUGAGACGACGCAAAUCUCUGAGAUAUCUGCGAGUACUAAACCAUACCCUGAGUGGUGGUCUGAUUUGGAUGAUUCUCGGCUUCUGAAACGUAAAAAGAGCUUGGGCGGCGAUACCAUCUUAGACAGGAAUGUUUGCUUUAUUGAUACCCCGGGUUAUAGUGACGGUUCAUCUAGUAUGGAGUCCAUUACUCCUGUAAUUCGUUAUAUCGAGUCGCACUUUGAAAAGGUGCAGUCCAACGCGUCGGCUGACUCUGAGAUGCUGAAUAUGCUGGGCGGUGAUGGAGGGAACCAAGUCGAUGUCGCCCUGUACCUCAUACAGAACAACCUGAAACCUGCGGAUCUCAAAUAUCUGCAAUUAUUAGCACCGCUCACCAACGUGAUACCGCUCUUGGCCCAAUCAGACACCAUGACCCCCGAGGCUGUCAGUCAGAGCAAAGAGCGCAUCAGGAGGGAGUUACAAGAGGCGAAUGUGCGGCCAUUUUCGUUCGCCACUUCUGCCUCUGGCGGAAACGUGGAGUCAGCGUCGCCUUAUGCCAUCUCCAGCUUGCCUGGAUCAGAUCACGACAUCAUGGAUGCCAGCCUCCUGAUGAGUCCAGACUACGUACAACCUCUGAAACCCUCAGACCUCACCAACCUGGUGGAGCAGAUAUUCAGCGAGAGCGGAGCCUCCUGGCUAAGGCACGCUGCUGCGAAGAAAUUCUUGCAGUGGAAGAAUUCAGAAAAUCCAUCUCGACCUCGAGCUCUGUACAGGCCAUUGAGCGUGCCUACUGGCCUACCAUCAGCCUCCCUGGUCGCGGCUGGAGCACCGCGGACCUACUCGCUUGCGCGCAUAGCCGAUCACACGCAACGUGAAGAGCGGAUGGCGCAGAUUCGCCUUGCCAACUGGGCAUCGGAUCUGCAAAGGAGCCUAGCGAACGAGAAGGCUCGUUAUGAAGCUCUUGCGCAGGGGGAGAGGGCCAUCUGGCUGACAGAAAGGCUGAACGAAUGCGUCCAGGACGGGACACUCGUGGCGGUCAAGCACCAGGAUCGGAGCUCGUCAAGACUGCGUGCAAAGAGGCUGUCUCGGGAACGGAGACCAGAUUCAGUAACCAUGCAUCACCAGGAUCCGCUUGGAUUGCUUGAAGUUGCCUCAAGGCUGAAGAACAAUGGUUGGAUCGCACUUGAGGUGCUUGGAGGUGUGAGCAUCUUGGGAGGUGUUGUUUUCUGGGUCUCCAAGACUCAUGGCUGGCACAUCCAAGCUCUCGAAUGGAUCGUUGAGUCCUGGUCUGACAAGAGUAGUGAGAGAUGA